Messenger RNA from Diospyros lotus (date-plum), 708 nucleotides. Its product is annotated as 4,5-DOPA dioxygenase extradiol-like. The coding region runs from base 1 to 708 and encodes 235 amino acids. NCBI's taxonomy places the organism in Eukaryota, Viridiplantae, Streptophyta, Magnoliopsida, Ericales, Ebenaceae. The transcript has 5 exons. Gene Ontology annotation, molecular function: ferrous iron binding; zinc ion binding; oxidoreductase activity, acting on single donors with incorporation of molecular oxygen. The record is from RefSeq and is a predicted model, not a curated record.
AUGGAGAGGUUGAAGAUAAAGGAAACGUUCUUCAUCACGCAUGGACCGCCGAUGAUGUCGAUCGACGAAUCAUUGUCGGGGAGGCAUUUCCUGAAAUCAUUCAGGGUGAAGGUGUACGGACAGUCUGCACCCGCCGCCAUCCUCAUCAUCUCCGCCCACUGGGAGACCUCCCACCCCGCCGUCUCCGGCCCCUCGCCCACCAUCUACGAUUUCGACGGCUUCCCCACCCAGACAUACCAGCUCAAGUACCCGGCUCCUGGAGCUCCAGAAUUGGUAGAGAGGGUGAAGGAAAUACUAAAUGCAAGUGGGUUGGAGCGGGUGGAUGUGGACAAGAAGCGAGGGCUUGACCAUGGCGCUUGGGUUCCACUGAUGCUUAUGUAUCCAGAGGCAGAUAUUCCAGUGUGCCAGCUCUCCAUUCAGACCCACAAAGACACCACUUACCAUUACAAUCUGGGCAGAGCCUUGGCCCCUCUCAAGCAUGAAGGCGUCCUCUUUCUUGGUUCUGGGGCUGCCACUCACAACCUCGGUAAGCUCCACGAUGAAGUUGCUGAUUCCUGGGCUUUGGCUUUCGAUACCUGGCUCAAAGAUGCCCUUUUCUCUGGGAGGUUUGAGGAUGUGAACGAAUAUGAAGAGAAGGCACCAUAUGGAAAAGUGGCCCACCCGAGGCCUGACCAUUUCUACCCAUUGGAUUGCAUUUACAAGAUGUAA